CCGAAGGUGUAUCAAGGUGUCCGCGUGAAGAUGACUGUGAAAGAGCUACUGCAACAAAGAAGGGCACACCAGGCCACCUCAGGGGCAACUCUGUCAGGAAGCAGCAGUAUCCACCGUCCAGACCCCAGCACGCCAUCAUCUGCAGGACUGUAUUUUGAACCCGAACCAAUGUCUUCCACACCCAGUUGUUUUCAACCCAGAGAAUUUUCCACCUGUGUCCCUUGUGAAGAAAGCUCAAGCUGCCUUGACCAGAUCUUUGAGUCCUACCUUCAGACAGAGACACUCCCAGGCCCUUUGCUCAACUCCAUGCAAAGUGCUCCCCACUAUUUCCCAGACAGCUGUCAAGUGGCCCCUUUCUGCUAUAACCAGAGCCUGACUCCAGGAUCCCCUUCGGACUCCUCCAGCCUCUCUGGCUCCCUUGACUACAGCUAUUCACCAGCUCAGCCGCCUUCCUACACUCCAGAGAAUUACACUUCUCCUCCUUCUCUGGAUUCCCUAAACCACAGCCUCCCAGAAGAAGGUUACUCGUACCACCACCAUUGGCCUUCCCACACCCAGUACAACCACCUCUCCCCAGCCACCCCAUCCGUUUGCUACUGUGCAGCCUGCGAAGCAGAGCAUUUGGAUGCCAUCAGGACCUCAGAGUUCUUCUCCUACUCCAGCACAGACUAUAUGGACUUUUCCCCCUCGGCAACCACCACCAAUGAUUUCUAUAAAAGGGAAACAAGCUGUGAUGCCUGCUACAGUUAGUAAAAACCACACUCGAACAUGUUGUGGGUGGGUAUAUAUGUUUCUCUACUUCAUCUAGAUGACACUUAAACCUUCAACCCAUUCACAAAAUAUCCCACAUACGGUUUACAUCUCACUGUUUUCAACCUCCUGAUACUAGUGUAGGAAUCGAUGUAAAGCCCUUAAACCUGGUUUUGUGCCACACGUAUUUUAUACAUUCACUGUUAUCACUGUUAAAUUUUUUUUUUGGUAUGGAAUUUCCCCUGUGCCUUCCUUCUCAGUAUAACGAACAAACUCUUUUGUAAACUA
Phodopus roborovskii (desert hamster) is the source of this 1038-nucleotide messenger RNA. RefSeq names its product POU class 2 homeobox associating factor 3 (gene Pou2af3). Gene Ontology annotation, cellular component: cytoplasm. The coding region runs from base 31 to 750 and encodes 239 amino acids. The record is from RefSeq and is a predicted model, not a curated record. Lineage: Eukaryota; Metazoa; Chordata; Mammalia; Rodentia; Cricetidae. The transcript has 4 exons.